UUUUAAUAAAAAAAUAUGGCCUUUUCUCUCUCGUCAAGACCUGACAUGUUUCUCGUUCCAUCUCCAUCUCCAUCUCCAUCUCCUUUCCUUGACCGAACCGGACCCCCGACUCCUCUUUUAAAUCGAACUCAACUUCCCGGUUUGUCCGCUCGCAGACAGUUCCUUCGUGGUUCUCUACCCGUUGCCAAGUUCGGGUUCAAACCCGGACUGUUUCCCGACCCGGAUGCUCCCGAAGGUGUUAUUAGUGAGCUGCUUAUUAGAGCUGAAAGCCUUCUCUAUACGAUUGCCGACGCUGCCGUUUCGUCUUCCGACACUAUUACUACAACCACUGCUGCUGCUACUAAACAAAAUAAUGACUGGCUCUCGGGAAUUACCAAUUCUAUGGAAACUGUUUUGAAGGUUUUGAAAGAUGGGUUGUCGACUUUGCAUGUUCCCCACGCUUACGGUUUUGCCAUUAUACUUCUGACUGUGCUUGUUAAGGCGGCUACAUUUCCUUUGACUAGGAAACAGGUAGAGUCUGCAAUGGCUAUGCGUUCAUUACAGCCUCAAAUAAAGGCAAUUCAGCAACGGUAUGCUGGAGAUCAGGAGAGAAUUCAGCUUGAGACUGCUCGGUUGUAUAAACUAGCUGGGAUAAACCCAUUAGCAGGAUGCCUGCCUACUCUUGCUACAAUUCCAGUUUGGAUUGGGCUAUAUAGAGCCCUGUCAAAUGUUGCAGAUGAGGGACUCCUCACUGAAGGCUUCUUUUGGAUACCAUCGCUGGCUGGUCCGACUACAAUUGCUGCUCGACAGAAUGGAAGUGGUAUAUCUUGGCUUUUCCCAUUUGUCGAUGGACACCCACCUCUUGGAUGGACGGAUACAUUUGCGUAUCUUGUGUUGCCUGUGUUGCUUGUCAUCUCACAGUACGUCUCUGUCCAAAUCAUGCAAUCGGCACAGAGCAAUGAUCCAAACAUGAAGAACUCUCAAGCGCUGACGAAGUUCCUUCCUCUAAUGAUUGGCUAUUUUGCUCUUUCAGUUCCUUCUGGUCUAAGUCUAUAUUGGUUGACAAAUAACAUAUUAAGCACAGCACAACAAGUGUGGCUUCAAAAGUUGGGGGGAGCAAAGAAUCCGGCAAAGCAACUUAAUGAUGAUGUAAUCAAGGAAGAGCAAGCCCGGCUUCAGAAGUCUCUCUCUGAAUUGAAUGUCACCAGAAAGGAGGCCAAACAAGAAGAGAAGUUGACACCGGAGGGGCCACGCCCUGGGGAACGAUUUAAGCAGCUAAAGGAGCAAGAGGCGAGAAGAAAAAAGCAAAGAGAAGAAGGGAGGAGCAAAGCUCAAGAGGCAGCAGCUAAAGUUGAUCAGUUAACAAAAGAGGGACAUGAGAUAGAGGGUAGCAUCAUUGAUAAGGAAAAUGGUUCCAGAAUUGGCUUAGGCACUAAAACGAAUGAAAAUUAUCAAUCUGUAACCAGCCAAGGUUCUUCCAAUGUAGUUGUGAAUGGAGACCUCUCUAGGCCGAACAUGAAGAAAGAUCAGAAGGCGGCUUCUUCAUUUAGCAAGAACAGCGAGUGUUUGGAACAUGUAGAGAAGGAAGAAGUUGAAGCAUACACUAGUUCAGCCACUUCAGACGGAAAAUAUUCUGAAGACGAUGGGCAGGAAGACACUAGGGAGUGACAAUAGAAAGUAGAGAAAAAUGGUAAUAAUGAAGUCGGUAUCCCAAGUCAGCCAAGUGUGAGAUCUCCAUUUGAUUUUCCUGUUAAAGUGGAUACAAGGAGUCAGCAGCAGCAGAUCGAAACUCGCUGCCAGCUUCCAUCGGUGCAGCUCAUCAACCCCAGCUACUACAUUAGAAAUUGAGUGGAUGGAAGGCAUAUGUUGCCCUUGGCUGAUAAUGAUAUCGUAGGAAUAACAUUUGCAGAUACAAAACUCAACAAGCAAAAAAUACAAUAUGCAAGGUUUCACAAAAUAUAAGGGCUGUUGUAAACUUUGUUUUAAAAAGCGUGCCUAAAGCGUAGGAAACAAAAGGCCUCCAACGGCACAGGAGAAGCGAGGAACAAAAAGUCAGUUAGACGUGUUUUUGUAGCUUAUUGAAGAGGCGUUAGACACACUGCUUUAAACGCCUUAGAGAUAAAUGCUUUCACAGUUAUUUUGUUUAGUGGUGCGAACAAGUUGUUUAA
This is a messenger RNA of Hibiscus syriacus, 2147 nucleotides long. Its product is annotated as ALBINO3-like protein 1, chloroplastic. The coding region runs from base 16 to 1647 and encodes 543 amino acids. Gene Ontology annotation, molecular function: membrane insertase activity. Gene Ontology annotation, biological process: protein localization to chloroplast; protein insertion into membrane; thylakoid membrane organization. Gene Ontology annotation, cellular component: chloroplast thylakoid membrane. NCBI's taxonomy places the organism in Eukaryota, Viridiplantae, Streptophyta, Magnoliopsida, Malvales, Malvaceae. The record is from RefSeq and is a predicted model, not a curated record. The transcript has 11 exons.